AUGGGAGUCUAUGAGGGGGAUAACCCCCUCGAGAAGUCGCCCUUGGCUCUGUUCAUCAUUCAAAUGCUCAUAGUGGUCAUCGUGUCCAAGGCCCUCAGCUACUUCUUCAAAUUUAUCAAACAGCCUAGCGUGAUUGCCGAGGUGCUCACGGGCAUCCUGCUGGGGCCUUCUGUGAUGGGCUUUGUGCCCGGCUUCACCGAGACCAUCUUCCCUACCUCCUCCAUUCCCACCUUCAAAGUCAUUGCCUAUUUGGGCCUUAUUCUGUUCAUGUUCUUGAUCGGGCUGGAGCUGGACCUUAGCAUCAUGCAGAGCAAUAUCAAGGGGUCCACCCUCAUCUGCAUCACCGCCAUGGUGGUGCCCUUCGGCCUGGGCGUCGGCGCCGCCGGCUACCUCUACCACGAGCUACCCAUGGCCAAGUCGGCGACAUUCGUCACAUUCAUGCUGUUCGUGGGCGUGGCGGUGUCGAUCACGGCCUUCCCGGUGCUGGCCCGCAUCCUUACCAACCAGGACCUAACCCGCUCGAAGGUGGGCGUCGUCGCCCUUUCGUCUGCAGCCAUUGAUGACGUGGCCGCCUGGCUGCUGCUUGCCGUUGUGGUGUCCAUCGCGGGUUCUUCGGGGCUGCUCAUCGCCCUGUACACCUUGCUCGUGUUUGUCGGCUACGUGCUCGUCAUGUUGAUCAUCGUGCGCCCCAUCCUCACCUGGCUGUCCAAGACUGUCAAUUCGCACAACACGAUGAAGCACGAGUUCGUGAUCCUCAUUCUUGCUCUACUCUUCAUCUCGGCUUGGGUUACCGACAUGAUAGGGGUGCACUCCAUGUUCGGCGGAUUCCUAUUGGGCGUCAUCACUCCACGCAACCACCUAGUGGCCCUGCGAAUCACCGAAAGAGUUGAGGAGUUGAUAAUGAUCAUCUUGCUGCCGCUCUACUUCACGUAUCUGGGCCUGAAGACCGACCUGAGCACCAUCAACUCACACCAGGCUGGCGUGUCGGUCGUGCUUAUCAUUCUGGCCUCCAUGAUAGGAAAGAUCGGGGGCGCCGCAGCAGCCGCACGCCUGCUGCGUAACUCGUGGAGGGAAUCGUUGACGAUUGGCUUCUUGCUCAACACGAAGGGCCUGGUGGAGCUGGUCGUGCUCAACGUGGGCCUCGACAUCGGCGUCCUCACCAACCAGGUGUUCGCCAUCUUCAUGAUCAUGGCUCUCUGGAACACAUUCCUCACAACACCGGCCGUGUGGCUGCUCUGGACACGACGAGAGAAACAACACAACCCCAAGCGGGUCAAACGCUCUGGUUACUCGGUGCUGGUGUGCAUCCAGGAGGCGAGGACAGGUGUGUCGAUGGUGACCAUAGCCGGCGCCCUGGCCAAGGCCCACGCCAAGGGCACUAACUCCAGACGCAAGCCCCAGGUCAAGGCCAUCCACCUCAAGGAGAUCUCUGAGCGACCCUCCACAUAUUUCUUCGCUCUGCGGUUGGACAAGUCUGACGUUGUCGAGUUCGCCCGGCAGCGAGCACUGAUGCUGGGCGUCAAUUUCAAGGUCACUGCCCGCACCUCUGCCGACCUGGCCACAGACCUUAUCAAGGCCGCCAACUCGCGCGUGCGCGAUCUGGUAGUGAUAGGGUGGAACCGGCACCAACAAUUUGAUCGUAUCAACGAGGGAGGCCGCCGUGCUCAUCAACUCAUGCAACAUAUUCAAGCGCCCAUUGGAAUUCUGGUGGACAAUGGAAGACUGCGGCACCGGACCAAUGUAGAACGGGUUCUCUUCGUUUAUUCGUUCCACGCCUUCGAAAAGGCGGCGGUUAAGGUGGCGCUUGAGCUGGCCCAAGACCCCAAGGUGCAUCUUACCAUCAUCGUGCCCCGACAGGCGGCCCAUCACGACCACCUGCAGCAGCGACACAAUAGUCCGGACUUCACGACCAUCGACGGCCUGCUUCAGAUGCGCCAGCGGGCCGAGUCCGACACUGCUGCCUCUACCUCGGACGACGACAAUCAGGCCCACCACAAGAACGACAAGAGUGACGGUGGCGCGAAGCCGACGAAGAAGAAGGGUCCGGCCUGGUACGAGUAUUUUGACAUUGUGUUCCUGAUGCGGCUGCUGGUGCGAAUCGUGCAAGCGGCCUGGCGGCGGCUCGUGGCUCCGGGGAGCGGCACCGCGGCAGGCCAGCGAAGGGCUGCCGCACACGCCAGCCGCAGCCCCAUGACCGUCAGCCUGCCCCGCAGGCCUAGCAAGGAUGACUUGGAAAUGGCCGAACAGCACACACCGUACCACACGACAAGCCCAACGCAGGCUGAUGAAUCCGGUGACGGCCACGGCGUGGGCUUGGCUUCGGCUUUCUCGGCGGAGCAGAAGCGGGCCGAGGAGCAGCUCAUGGAGACCUUCGACGGCGUGCAAGCCCUCGUGCACGCCAGAUCCGCCAACAUGUCGCUCAUUGUGAGCGAGAGCGACGACGUGCUCGCCGAGGCGCUCGACCAGGAGGCCAAGCACGUGUACCAGAUGAUCGUGAUCGGCAACGAGCGCAAGUGGUCGCGCACGCACCAGCACGUGCACCACCUCAACCUCCACCGCCACCACCUCCCCCACAUCCACUUCGGCGGCCGGCGGGGGCGCGGACAGAGCGCCGACAGCAACAGCUCGGCCGAGGGAAACCUCGAGCAUGGCCAGACAGACAACGCCGACUACGACGAUGACGCUGAUGGUGAGUUCGUCAACGGUGGUGAUGAACACGACGGCUCGGUACACUUCAGCGAUCUUGUGGGAUCGUCAACGACGUCGCUGCUCGUCGUUCAUCCGCCGCUGGAAGCACAGGAAUGCGUGCGAGGUCCUGGUUGGCUGCCUAAGUGGCUGCGUGGUGGCUGCCAGGAGAGAACUGGGCGCCAAGGUGGCGAGGUGGAUGACGACGAGGCGCGCGAGGCCGGCGACAUGGCCGCGGACGAUGAACACGACCUGGCCAGUAACAGUAAGGGCCUUGAUGUGGAACAAGGCCGCAGCUGCGACACGAAGGAAUAG
Messenger RNA from Acanthamoeba castellanii str. Neff, 3000 nucleotides. RefSeq names its product transporter, monovalent cation:proton antiporter2 (CPA2) family protein. Lineage: Eukaryota; Discosea; Longamoebia; Acanthamoebidae. Gene Ontology annotation, molecular function: antiporter activity. Gene Ontology annotation, cellular component: membrane. The coding region runs from base 1 to 3000 and encodes 999 amino acids. Gene Ontology annotation, biological process: proton transmembrane transport. The transcript has 15 exons. The record is from RefSeq and is a predicted model, not a curated record.